GACCCGCCCAUCCGCCGCCACUGCCUGAGCCUGGUCAGGUGUUCGUUUUCCAGCGACAUAAACUUUCCAUUUGGAAAACUGAUUUGAUUUCCUGACCGGACAAACACGCCAUGCUACGGAGGAUACUUCAAAUGACUCCUGGGAAGGGGGGCUCCCAGAACGCAGAGCCAGAGCAGCCCAGCACAGACCUGAACCAUGACCAGACAUCAGAGGGCUUCAUCUGUCCUCAGUGCAUGAAGUCUCACAACUCUGCAGAGGAGCUCUUCAAACACUAUGAGCUAUUCCACGACACCGGAGACCUGCCAGCUCAUGUGGCCCCGACUCGGGAAGACCUCACAAUGCUACGGCAGGAAGUUCAGGACCUGCACGCUUCUCUUAAGGAGGAAAGAUGGUUCUCUGGAGAGCUGAAGAAAGAGUUAGACAAAGUCCAGGGACACCUGAAGCAAAAUGAUGGGCAGACAGGCUCCGAGGAUUCAGCCCUGGAGAGGAAGUUAAAUGAAGCAGAGACAGAAAAGUUCAACAUCAAGCAGAUGAAAGACCUUUUUGAGCAGAAGGCUGCACAGCUGGCUACCGAGAUAGUAGAUUUAAAGUCCCGCUAUGAUGAGGAGAAGAGCCUGAGGGAGGCUGCUGACCAGAGGCUGGCCAAACUGAGCGAGCAGCUCCAGAAAGAGAAGCAGGAGAACGAAAGACUUCAAACAGAACUGCUGCAGCGACCAGGAGUGGAGGAUGUGGAGGUGCUACAAAAGGAACUGGUGCAGGUCCAGACGCUGAUGGACAGUAUGACUCGUGAGAGGGAGGAGGAGUCUGAACGGCUGAAAAACCACUAUGAGCAGCUGCAGAAGAAUUACACUACCUCAGAGUUGACCAUAUCCCAACUAAAAGCAGAGCUGGAGAAAGGUCCGCAGGAAGCAGCCGUCUACACGCAACAGAUCCACGAGCUGCAGAGCAACCUGAAUAAUCUGCAGCAGCAAAGCCAGAGCCUGUCUGAGAAGCUUGCACAUAAAGAGAAAGAGCACCAGGAGCUGGGGGAGCGCCUAGGAGCUGAGAAAGCAUCUAAGAAAGAAGUUCAAGACAGCUUGAGGGAGAGAGAGUCAGAGGUCCAGGAGCUUCAGACUCGAGCCUCAGGGGCUGAGGCCUCUCUGCAGAAGGCCCAGGCGGAGCUCAUAGAAAGGGCAGAGGAGGUCACCAAGUUGAAGAGUGAGAUCACGGAGCUGGAGGUGAAGCACGCCGAGCUGAAGGUGGAGAGGAAACAGUUGGAACAGCAAAGAGAAGAGAAAGAGAGCCAAGGGGCCCAGCAGCAGACAGAGAUUGGACAGCUGCACGCUAAGCUGCUGGAGGCAGAGAGGCAGCUGGGCGAGGUGCAGGGUCGACUGAAGGAACAGAGGCAGCUGUCAGGGGAGAAACUUAAGGAUCGGGAGCAGCAAGCAGCUGACCUGCAGCUGAAACUGUCCAGAGCUGAAGAACAGAUGAAGGAGAGUGCCAGUAAGAACACAGACCUGCAGCACCAGCUGGAGAAAGCAAAGCAGCAACACCAGGAGCUGCAGGCGCUGCAGCAAAACACCAACGGCAAACUCAGAGAGGCACAGAAUGACUUGGAACAGGUGCUGCGCCAGAUUGGAGAUAAGGACCAGAAGAUCCAGAAUCUGGAGGCUUUGCUGCAGAAGAGUAAGGACAUUGUGAGCCAGCUGGAAACCGAGAGAGAUGAUCUGUGUGCAAAGAUCCAGGCCGGGGAAGGAGAGACAGCGCUGCUCAAUCAGCUGAAGGAGAAAAAUCAUGCACUACAAGAACAGGUCACACAGUUGACAGACAAGCUAAAGAACCAAUCAGAAAGCAACAAGCAGGCCCAGGAUAACCUCCAUGAACAGGUCCAGGAGCAGAAGACACUGGUGCGUUCUGCCCAGGAUCGAGCCACCACCCUGGAGACUUCAGUCACUGAACUCACCACCCAACUGGCAGACAGCAAGGAGAAAGUAGCACAGCUGGACGCUCAACUGAAGGCAAAGACAGAGAUGCUGCUGUCUGCAGAGGCAGCAAGAGCUGCACAGAAGGCAAACCUUGAAAACAGCCUGGAGACGGCUCAGCAUGCAUUGCAGGACAAGCAGCAGGAGCUGAAUAAAGUCCAGAAGAAGGCGGAAGAGCAGGCCCAGAGGCUAAAGGAGAGACAGGAGCAGUGCACACAGCUGGAAUCAAGUCUGAAGGAGUGCAAAGACAAACUCAUGGCAUCAGAGCAGAGAAUAGAGCAGCUUGAGGGGCUCAAUAAGAAACUAGAGGCGCAGGUUGGAGAAUUGCAGACCACACGGGACCAGUUGCAGCAGGAAGUGCAGAAGCUUCAAAAAGAAGGAUUAGAGGUUAAAAAGAAAGCAAAGGAGCUGCAGCGCUCUCUGGAAACAGAGAAAGCAGGGGCUACAACACUACAAGAGGAAUUAAAGGCAAAAGCAGCCUCUCUGAGUGACAUUCAGCAACAGCUGGGCCGUAGUGAGCAGGACAAAGCUGCUCUGAAGGUGAAUCUGGACAAGAUGACUCAGGAGGCUAAGACUAAGCAUGCAGAGCUGGACAAGAAAGCCCAGAACCUGCAGGCAGAUUUACAAAAAGCACAGCAGGAGAAGGAGGCUCAAAGGAAGGACUUCACAUCGAUGCAGGAGAGUCUAACAAAGGUUAACAAGGCAUUAAAAGAGAACCAGAGUCAACUGGACACAGAGAGAAAGAACCACAAGUCAGCCAUGGGGGAGAAGGAAAAGUCUUAUGAAAAGGCCCGACAGGAGCUUCUAAAAAGUAACGAAGCCAUCACCAAGGAAAUGAAAGAAUCUAAAGAGCAGUUGGAGCAGAUGAAAGAGGCAGAGAAGAAGUUGAAGGUGCAGCUGACCACACUGGAGCAGCAGCACUCAAAGACGCAGGAGGUGCUGAAGGAAAAAGAGAAGGAGUUAGAGAAGUUGCAGGCACAACUUAAGACGACCCAGGGGUCCUUUGGGGAGGAGGUGAAGAAACUGAAUAGCAAAGUGAAAGAGUUACAGGAUGUUAAUGUCAAGAAGACAGAGGAGGAGACUAAACUGAGGGAGCAGGUGUCUCAAAGCAAGGAAAGCCUCACUAAGCUUCAGUCUGACUUCUACGGCAAGGAGUCUGAAGUGUCUGCCCUACGCCAAGACCUGAAGGCGUCAGAGGACAAGCUGAAGUUGUCUCAGGAGGAGCUGGCUGCUAACCGGACUCAUCAGACCAGUUUGGAGGCUCAGAUUCAGGAGCUGCAGACCAGCCGGGGCACAUUGGAGCAGGAGCUGGCUAAAAGAGACCAGAAGCUUCAGCAGCACGAACAAACGCUGAAGGACCUGCAGCAACAACAGGGUCAGGCAAAGGAGGCACUGGAGAAGGAGAGGAGAAACGUGGAGGAGCUAAACAAAGCCAAGACUGCACUAGAAAAGAAUAACACGAAGCUGAUGUCUGAAAUCAAAGCUCUAACAGAGAAGAGCGAAAAGGAGCUGGGUGAGUUAAGGGAAGCCAAACAGCUUUUGAUCCAGCAGAAGCUGGAGCUGCAGAGUCAAGUAGAGGCAGCACAGAAGAGCAUCGAGCAGGAGAAAAAGGAGCACCAGGCCACCAGGAACAGCCAGAGCCAGAGAGAGGAGCAGCUCAAGGCUAAAACAAAACAAGUGGAGGAUCAGCUGUGUGCAGAAAAGCGUGCUAGAGAAGAGCAGGUAAAGCGCGGGGAGGAGGCGGAGGCUAAGCUGAGCGUGCAGGUGACGGCUCUGAAUGAAAAUGUGGCCACGCUAAAGAGAGAGUGGCAGGGCAGCCAGCGGAGAGUUGGGGAGCUGGAGAAGCAGACGGACGAGCUGAGGGGAGAGAUCGCCGUGCUGGAGGCCACUGUGCAGAACAACCAGGACGAGAGGCGGGCUCUUCUUGAAAGGUGUGUCAAGGGUGAAGGAGAGAUUGAGAAACUGCAGGCCAAGGUGGUGGAGCUGAGGAGGAAGCUGGAUGACACGACUGCAGCUAUGCAGGAGCUGGGAAGAGAGAACCAGUCGUUACAGAUCAAGCAGUCGCAGUCUCUGACAAGGAAGUGGGCCGAGGAUCAUGAAGUGCAGAACUGUAUGGCCUGUGGGAAAGGCUUUUCUGUCACAGUCAGGAAGCACCACUGCAGACAUUGUGGAAACAUUUUCUGCGCUGAGUGUUCAGCCAAGAAUGCCCUCACGCCGUCCUCCAAAAAGCCCGUCCGUGUUUGUGAGACGUGCUUCGAGGAGCUCCAAGGAUGAUCACCACCUCUCAUCCCUUAACCCCCCCCCCAAACACACCUCUUCCCCUCCUUUUCCUCCUCCACCAGGCAGAAGGCGGCGUGUCUUUGUCAAAUUUCAUGUGCACUAUAAAGGACAGAGCCCAGUGCAAAGACUCCCACCUUUUUGGAACUCAUGGUUCUGGUGUGGAGGGAAAUAACUGGUUUUAAUGGAGCUGCACCAGAGCUGUGUGAUGGGAAUGUGGUGGGAUUGGUUGGGAUUUGUCUGUAUCUGUUUUUGUGCCUUUGCUUCUCCUGUGGACUGUCAGAGGGUGGAGACAGUGAGAACUAAACACCACCCAUCUCUCUUUGAGUUCACAUCUCCAUUGUUGUGUUGGCGUCAUGAAUGAGGCGGUUGCUUUGUAUGUUGUAAAUAUUUUUGCAUCAGAUGUGAGAAAGUGAACGGUCACUGUGACACUGUAAGAGUGAGGUGGGUAAUUAUUGUAAUAAUGAUUAAAAUCACUGCUGCCCCACAACGGUUCAUGCAGGGAACUAUAUUGUCAAAAAACAAGUAAAUUACUCCUCACUUAAAGCACCUGUGAGGAGUUUUUAACUGGUUAAAAACAGAUUGAUCUGUUAUCUCUAGCGCACUUAAUAGAGCAAAUGAAACUCUGAUUCACAAGACUGACUCUUUCUAUAUGCAUAUUUUAAUGCCUGAAACUGCCGGUGCAGAUGUCACUGUAGAAACAGCCUAGUACAUUUUCUAUACUUCUUUGCUUUAAAAGAGACUUAAAAAGAUGAUUACCCAGGUACAGGAGAAAAUCCCCUAAGGCUGGCCACACACAAGACAAUUUUAAGAUCUUAAAACCAUGGGACACCACAGAUAAUAGGCUUUCUCCACAUGUAGGCAGGUAUUUUUGAAAACUGGUAAAUUUUAUUGACUAAAACUAUGGCUGAAAAUGUUAGUUGACAUACUUGUUUUCCACAGGAAAGACAAGCCAUUGACUAGCCAAAAAAAAGUUAGAGCUAGACUGAUGGACAUUUAAAAUCCAUGAUAUUUCUCCACUGUGUAUAUCAGUAUAUUUUAAAUCAAUGUAAGUAUUGAUACUGCAUUGAUAUUAUUAUUGUACAGUUAUGUUAAUUUCUAAAUUUGGCUGAUUAAAUUAACCCAAAGGAAAAAAAUGCCUUGUCUAGAAGUAAAGACUCAGUAAAAUGAACAUUUUAAUCCAAAGACUAAGACUAAAUUUAAAAUAGCUGCUGAAAUGAUCACUGUUUAAGAAUCAUAGGAUUUCCUCCAUCAUUUAAAAAAAUAAUCUUGUCCACAUGUGCUGUGUUUAAAAUACAUCUUGAUCCACGUGAAAACAUAAAAAUGCUACAUGCUGUAAAAACAGACCAUUUCAAUAGUAGUGUGUCCUGCACUUUGCAGGCAAAGAAGCUCACUCACACAGCACACAAGUCCUUGAUGUGGAAAAAUGAUUAGUGGUAAUAAUUUUUUCUCUGUGUUAACAGUUACUAGUUUGCUCUUUUUAAUGUUAUUUAUAUUUGGUGGUGUGGCUGUUCUGGGAUCCCCCUGCCCUACCACAAGCCGAUGUGGAGAGCAUCAAGCAGUUACAGCACACGUUCCUGCUCUUCCUUUGCUUACAAGGAAAGCCUGAGGCAGGGCGAGAAGCAGCAAGAAACCCAGAGCAGAGCAGACAUCAGUGACAACAGAAUGACAUUGUUUAAGUUACA
Molecule: messenger RNA, 5923 nt
Organism: Cheilinus undulatus (humphead wrasse)
Lineage: Eukaryota; Metazoa; Chordata; Actinopteri; Labriformes; Labridae
Gene: eea1
Product: early endosome antigen 1
Exons: 29
Coding region: 111-4235 (1374 amino acids)
Biological process (GO): endocytosis
Cellular component (GO): early endosome
Molecular function (GO): metal ion binding; 1-phosphatidylinositol binding
Source: RefSeq, a predicted model, not a curated record